Alosa sapidissima (American shad) is the source of this 795-nucleotide messenger RNA. RefSeq names its product somatostatin 1, tandem duplicate 1 (gene sst1.1). NCBI's taxonomy places the organism in Eukaryota, Metazoa, Chordata, Actinopteri, Clupeiformes, Clupeidae. The transcript is spliced from 2 exons. Bases 111 to 455 code for a protein of 114 amino acids. Gene Ontology annotation, molecular function: hormone activity. The record is from RefSeq and is a predicted model, not a curated record. Gene Ontology annotation, biological process: regulation of cell migration. Gene Ontology annotation, cellular component: extracellular region.
ACCAACCGGAGAGAAGGGCAAAAAGAGAACAUUCACCUCUGUUCGUCAGCUACGUCUUACGUUCUCACUGUAUUCUCAAGUUUUGUACCUACCCAUCUCUAUCCAGAAAGAUGCUGUCCUCGCGGCUCCAGUGCGCCUUUGCGCUCCUGUCCCUCGCGCUGGCUAUCAGCUGCAUCUCAGCGGCGCCGUCAGACGUUAAACUCAGACAGCUGCUUCAGAGAUCACUCUUCGCACCCGGAGGAAAACAGGAACUCGCCCGGCUCACGCUGGCAGAACUGUUGUCCGAGCUCGCACAAGCAGAGAACGAGGCGCUGGAUACCGAAGACGUGUCUCGCGGAGCUGAGGGUGAAGACGUGCGCUUCGAGCUGGAGAGGUCCGCCGGUUCCAUGCUGGCACCCCGCGAGCGCAAAGCUGGAUGCAAGAACUUCUUCUGGAAAACCUUCACGUCGUGUUAAUUUACAGCUAACCAGCCACAUACUACGGGCUCAAAUCCAUUUUCAUGACGACAUAACUUUCUUUUAUUUUUUUCUCUUCUUUUAUUUUUUUUUGCUUCCAAAAACUCAUCAGCCACCAAACCCACAUCGAUCAUCCAUCGAAAAGAUGUAAAUAAAAUGAUCGAAAAUAUGAUACUGUUGAUAUUAUCAAUGAGAAUAAUGGCGCUCACCAUUCUCAUUUUAUUUGACAAUGUAGAGUUUUACUAUUAUCUGAGAGCGAGCUUGAAGUUAUUGUUUUAACGAAUGUAUGUUCCGCUCUCGAUUGUCCUGUUCGUAAUCUGGCAGAUAAACUAUUUUUAAU